Ogataea haglerorum is the source of this 1053-nucleotide messenger RNA. RefSeq lists its product as uncharacterized. The transcript has 2 exons. Bases 1 to 1053 code for a protein of 350 amino acids. Gene Ontology annotation, molecular function: 3'-5'-RNA exonuclease activity; nucleic acid binding. The record is from RefSeq and is a predicted model, not a curated record. Gene Ontology annotation, biological process: respiratory electron transport chain. Lineage: Eukaryota; Fungi; Ascomycota; Pichiomycetes; Pichiales; Pichiaceae.
AUGAGACAGUUUAGUGUGCUCAGACAGGCACAGGAGGUGCUCAUUCGCUCUGGAAAAGGCAAUCCCACAGGGCUGACGGGGAUCCUUCAACACCCCAACCCGCGGCCCGUCCUGAUCAAGCUCUACAACUCGACGUUGACGAAGCUGAAGGAGAAGUUUCCUGAGGAAAGCGUCUACCGCAAGAGCGUUGAGACGCUGACCAAGAGCAGGCUGGCCAUCGUGGAGGCGAACGACGUCGUGGAGCAGAUCGAGCAGAAGAUCGGGUGCGGUCUGGUGGAGGAGCUGAUCAUCCAGGCAAACGAGGAGUACGAGCUGCUACACAAGAUGGCCGAGUGGCGGGUCUGGGACGAGCUGGAGGAGAAGCCGCUUCCUGACCACAUGUUCAAAAUCAGCGACAUUUUCAAGCCCAAGGUGGAGGUCCAAGCGGACGAGCUCGAGGAGCUUAGGCCUGUCAACGGCAAGUACGACCACCUGCUCCCGAUCGUGUGGAUUGACUGCGAAAUGACCGGCUUGGACCUCUUGAACGACCAUAUUAUCGAGAUCUGCGCUUUGGUCACCGACAAGCAUCUCCGGCUCAUCGACGAGGUGGGGUUUGAGGCCGUGAUCCACUACCCAGAGGAACGCAUGAACCAGAUGGACGAGUGGUGCAGGACGCACCACGGCGACUCUGGGCUGACGAAGAAGGUGAUCGAGUCGUCGAAUACGCUCCAAGACGUGGAAAACCAGCUGCUGGCGUAUCUGAGCAAGUACGUGUCGAAGGGUGUGGGGAUACUGGCUGGAAACAGCGUGCACGUCGACAGACAGUUUCUGUGCAAGGAGAUGCCGAAGAUUACAGACUACCUGACGUACCGCAUCAUCGACGUGUCGUCGGUCAUGGAGAUUUCCAGGAGACACAACCCGCGGGUGAACGAGUACAGCCCAGAAAAGGUGGGCGCGCACACUGCGCGGAGCGACAUCCUCGAAAGCAUCAACCAGCUCAAAUACUACAGAGACGUGUACUUCAAGGGCCCCGGCGAGGUGGAUUUCGGCAGCCGAAAGCGGCGGCAUGCAUAG